Tympanuchus pallidicinctus (lesser prairie-chicken) is the source of this 1558-nucleotide messenger RNA. Its product is annotated as UDP-glucuronosyltransferase 1-6-like. The record is from RefSeq and is a predicted model, not a curated record. The transcript is spliced from 3 exons. Gene Ontology annotation, molecular function: UDP-glycosyltransferase activity. Bases 244 to 1191 code for a protein of 315 amino acids. Lineage: Eukaryota; Metazoa; Chordata; Aves; Galliformes; Phasianidae.
CCUAAUAGGCUUGCUCACCAUAAAAGCACGCACACUUGGGAAGCACUGCUGACUUGAGCACCCCUCACCACUCCAGAGAAGCAGCAUAUUAAAGCUACAGCCUGGAGAAGGAGAAAGAGAAGGAGAAGGAGAAGGAGAAGGAGAAGGAGAAGGAGAAGGAGAAGGAGAAGGAGAAGGAGAAGGAGAAGGAGAAGGAGAAGGAGAAGGUGACGGUUUCGCAGUCAGUGCUCUGCCCACAGCACAAUGACGCUGCGGCUUUGCUGUCCACUUGCUGCCGGGAUUUUUAUCCUCCUCGUUCCUGGCCUCUCUGAAGGAGGGAAACUCCUGGUGGUGCCCAUGAUUGGAAGCCACUGGCUGAGCAUGAAGGAAGUAGUUCAGAAGAUAGCCGAGAGGGGACAUGAAGUGGUGGUGCUUAAACCAGAAGUAAGCUGGCAGAUGGGAGAGAGAGAAAAACACGCAUACACUGUGAAGACAUACCCAGUGUCCACCAAGUUAGAAGACCUGGAUAAUGCCUUUCAGCAGUAUCUUGCUGCUCACCUGAAGAGUCUGCCUCUCCCACUGUAUGUUCUAGAACUGUACAACAUCUCGGUAGAUGUUUCUGGCAAAAUGUUUCUUCAGUGCAGUGAACUGUUCAGCAGCACAGAAACUCUGCAGUACUUGAAUCAAAGCGGCUUCGAUGCAGUCCUCACAGACCCUGUUUUGAUGUGUGGAGCUACGCUUGCCAAUUACCUUUCACUUCCAUCUGUGUUCUUCAUGAGAGGAUUUCCUUGUAACCUACACUACGAAGCUACACAGUGCCCAAGCCCUCUGUCGUAUGUCCCUAGGCUAUUUUCCUUCAAUUCAGACCACAUGACAUUUUUCCAGAGAGUGGAAAAUACACUGAUUUCUUUCUUGGAGCUGUUCUACUGUAAUGGGUUCUAUCGAGCUGCAAAACAGCUUUCCUCUGAAGUUCUUCAAAGAGAUGUAUCCCUGACUGACCUCCUGAACUCUGCUUCUGUUUGGUUGAUGAGAUAUGACUUUGUGUUUGAGUAUCCCAGACCGGCGAUGCCCAAUAUGGUCUUCAUUGGAGGUAUAAACUGUGCUGGGAAGAAACCACUGCCUAAGAGCAGAGUGAAGACACAUCAGUGUUCAAGAGAAGUCUGUAAAAAUCUAACUAGGAUGUCAAGGAGCUCAUUCUCUGUCAAGUAUUGAAGAAUUCGAUUGACUCAGCAUAGGUAAAGGUCACUAUACUUGGCUUUAAAAGUAAUUCAGAAAUCCAGCAUUAUUCUCUGAUAGGUGUGCAGUGUUUAAGUCAGUAAAUCAUUAACUAGAAGAUAAUCACAAUUCAACACAACUCAGCAGAUAAAUCCAUCCACUUCCUACCGAAGUGUAUUAUAGCUACAGCCUGGAGAAAGAGAAGGAGGAGAAGGAGAAAACGGCUUCACAGUCAGUGCUCUGCCCACAGCACAAUGACGCUGCGGCUUUGCUGUCCACUUGCUGCCGGGAUUUUUAUCCUCCUCAUUCCUGGCCUCUCUGAAGGAGGGAAACUCCUGGUGGUGCCCACGGUUGGAAGCCACUG